GGAAACGAGGAAGUGUCGGUGAACGCCAGGGAGCUUUUCGCCAGAGGCUCCGACAAAAUGCACCUUUUAUCCCUCGUCGUGUUCGUCUCCUGGUUCGGUUCGGGUAAAACCUCCGGAGAGGACGAGCCCAUUCAAACAUUUGUGAUUCCUCACAGCCACAUGGAUGUGGGCUGGGUGUACACCGUCCAGGAGAGCAUGCGCGCCUAUGCGGCCAACGUGUACAGCAGCGUGACGGAGGAGCUGUCAAAGGUGAAGGAGCGCAGGUUUAUCUCCGUGGAGCAGGAGUUUUUCAGACUGUGGUGGGACUCGGUGGCCACAGACACCCAAAAGAAACAAGUCCGGCAGCUCGUGAAAGAACGUCGUCUGGAGUUCAUCAUCGGAGGCCAAGUGAUGCACGAUGAGGCGGUGACGGACCUAGAAGACGAGAUCUUGCAGCUGACCGAGGGCCACGGCUUCCUGUACCAAACGUUCGGCGUGCGUCCGCAGUUCUCCUGGCACGUGGAUCCGUUCGGCGCCUCGGCCACCACGCCGGUGCUGUUCUCCCUGGCCGGGUUCAACGCUCACCUCAUCUCUCGCAUCGACUACGACCUCAAAGACAGCAUGCAGAAAAACAAGAAACUGCAGUUUGUGUGGAGAGGGUCUCCCUCUUUGAAAGCCCAACAGGAGAUCUUCACACACACCAUGGACCAGUACAGCUACUGCACGCCGUCUCACAUACCGUUCUCAAACAGAUCCGGUUUCUACUGGAACGGCGUCGCUUUGUUCCCGGACCCCCCCAAAGAUGGAGUCUACCCCAACAUGAGCCUCCCCGUCACCAAGGAGACGGUGCACGCGUACGCUCAGACCAUGGCGGAAAACAUCAAGCAGAGGGCGGCGUGGUUCAGGACCAACCAUUUGCUCUGGCCUUGGGGCUGCGACAAACAGUUUUACAACUCAUCAGUGCAGUUCAGGAACAUGGACCCUCUGAUGGCGUACAUCAACCAGAACAGCAAGGAGUUCGGCGUAACGGUGCGGUACGCAACUCUGAGCGAGUAUUUCCAGUCAGUCCACCAAUCAAAUCUUACCUGGGAUGUCCGUGGGAGUGAGGAUUUUCUACCAUAUUCGACAGAGCCCCACCAGGCAUGGACGGGGUUUUACGCUUCUAGAAAUGUCCUGAAGGGAGUGGCGAGGCGGGCCAGUUCCCGGCUGCAUGCAGCAGAGACGCUCUUCACCCGGUACCGGAUCAGCUUCCCAGACGGACCGGUAGCCAAAGACUGGGCUCUGGAGAAACUCAGGGCUCUGCGCUGGGCUGUCUCCGAAGUCCAACACCAUGACGCCAUCACUGGUACCGAGUCUCCCAAAGUGGCGGAAAUGUACGUGCAGCACCUGCUGCAAGGCAUGAUGGGAGCUGAGGAGCUGCUAGCCGCGCUCUUCCUGCUGCCGCAGAACCUGGACGUCUCCGGCGUUCCCAGCAGAAGCUUCCAGGGAAAAGGUGCCGGUCAGACUCUGGAGCAACACGUGAUCAUUUACAACCCACUGGCGUGGAACAUCACCUCUGUCGUUAACAUGACUGUAACCUUCCCGAGCGCUGUGGUCCGUGACGACGACGGACAGCCCGUCCCUGCCCAGAUCCAGAGGUCGGCACAGUGCAACGCCUCCUACGACCUCUUCUUUGUGGUGCAGCUCGGCGGCCUUCAGCACAGGAAGUACUCCGUCCAGUUCUCUGAGACGGCGUGUUCCGGGAAGUUCAAGUGCCAGCGCACCCACGAAGCUCAAGGAGUUGCGUUCGAGCGACGGCGUGUGAGGGACUGGAGGAAAACGGGAAGGCGGCUUCUGCCCGUCAUGAACGGCUGCUACAAACUCAUGUUUGACCAGGACACCAACCUCCUGCACAGCGCCACCUACCUCGGCAGAAUGGAGCAAAGGCGAAUCAUGAUGACGCAGGACUUCUGGGAAUACGACGCCAAUGGAGAUGUGAAAGCAGGACCCAUCUCUGAUAACUACAUCUUCAGCGCUAACGGGUCGGCUGUUCGGGCCUACAAGGCCGUGGAAAUGGAGAUAAUCCCGGGAAAGGUGCUCACCGAGAUCAGGCAGCGGUUCUACAGAGAGGACGGCGAUGAGGACUACGCCUACUCGAUCACCACUCGCGUCCCAGAGUAUUCGGAGGCCGGGCCCUGGUGCCACAGGCUGGAGCAGACCUACUCUCUGGGCCCCCUGCGCCUCAACACAGAGGUGGUCCUCAGAACCAGCUCCUCCCUCAACAACAACAGGACUCUGUACUCGGAUGACAAUGGCUACCAAAUGAUGAAGAGAACCUGCAAGAAGUUCCCCAAUAACACUGUAGCAAGGAAUUACUUCCCCAUGGUCCGAACGGCCUACAUCCAGGACAACAUCAGCCGCCUGGUGCUCCUCAGCGACAGAGCUCACGGCGUCUCCAGUCAAGCCGACGGACAGCUAGAGGUGAUGCUCCAUCGCCGACUUUGGAACAACUUGCAGUGGAACCUCGGCUACAACCUCACGCUCAACGACAGCUCGGUUGUGAGGCCCACCCUGUGGAUGAUCCUUGGUUCUGUGGGUGCAACAUCCAAGCUGCACCAGAGGGGGGCGGUAGAGCUGCAGCACAGACCCAUCGUCAUGCCAAUAGACCGGCCUAGUAAGUCCUGGAAGGACAAAGAGCCCAGAUUUAACUCCCCAGUGCCUCCAGUUGUUCUGCCUCCCAGCCUCCACCUGCUCAGCCUCAGCGUCCCAGGAUGGAACUACACCUCAGACCACGAUCUUCACCUCAGCCACCUGCGUUCAGGAAAGGAGUUGCGCCAGGAGCCCGACUACGAGCGGGUUCUGCUGAGAGUCAUGCAUCUGUUUGAGGAGGGAGAGGACCCCGAGCUUUCCAAGCCAGUCACCGUGAACCUAAAAGACGUUUUGAAGGGUUUGGGGGAAGUGCGGGACCUGGAGGAGCGUUCGCUUACAGGAACCUGGAAUAUCACAAGCCUGCAAAGGUGGAAGUGGAAAACUGCAGACACCUCUGGGAAAAAAAAUGACCAACAUAAGAGGAAUCGGGAUUUCAUCGUCACCAUCUCGCCCAAAGAGAUCAGGACCUUCUUCAUUCACUUCAGCUCCAGAAACGAUUAAACAGGCCCGCCUUCUGUCUUCUGUGAAGAUCUCCGCUCCUUUGACAAAUGAUGUUACUUUGGAAGAUUUAAUGCUUUUGCUGCUCAACAAUUCAAUGCAGAUUUUGCACAAUGUGUUGAUUGUCGCUCUCUAAACGGAGAAUAAUGUGCAGGAGUAUGAAUUUGUGACUCAGAGGGAUUAAAAUGAUUAUUUCUUUUC
This is a messenger RNA of Poeciliopsis prolifica (blackstripe livebearer), 3306 nucleotides long. It is a transcript of the gene man2b2, whose product is annotated as mannosidase, alpha, class 2B, member 2. Bases 58 to 3108 code for a protein of 1016 amino acids. Gene Ontology annotation, biological process: mannose metabolic process. Gene Ontology annotation, cellular component: lysosome. Lineage: Eukaryota; Metazoa; Chordata; Actinopteri; Cyprinodontiformes; Poeciliidae. The record is from RefSeq and is a predicted model, not a curated record. The transcript is spliced from 19 exons. Gene Ontology annotation, molecular function: alpha-mannosidase activity; carbohydrate binding.